UUUUCUACUCUAUAUUCGGUGAUUAUAUUUAUAUCAUAAAGUGGAAUCAAAUAUUAUUACUCUCUCUCCAUACUCCAUACCAAUAUUGAAGGCUUCACCCAUACCCUGCCCUCAGAAAAUAAAUAACAACAAUAUAAAAAAUAAAAAAGCAUCAAUAGAAUCUGUAUCUGCUUCUGUUUUUACAGGACACAAUGAACAUUAUGUCCACCAACCAGUGUGGUUGGCCACUGAGAAUUCAAGAUCAUCCUGACAAAGGAAAUAUUAAUAAGGCUCCAUUUUCAGGAUAUCAUUCUCCCUCAAAAGGAUUGGACUUCCUUAAUGUUGCUCAUCAUAAAUGUCGCCAUAGUGUCAGAAAAUGUAGGCCUAUUUUUUCGAGUACAGUGAAUGACAGUAUCAAUCCAUAUGAUUCAGAUGACAGUAACAAGAACAAAUCUCAGAAUGAUGAUGAAAUCAAAGGAGGGGUGAAUAGCGAAAUGCUCAGAGAGAGUCUCGAGAAAAUAGUCGGUACAGAUGAUUCCAGGUUUAGUGGAUUUGACCUUGCUACCCUUAUCAGGAAAAAAUAUGGGAAAUCUUAUGAUGUCCAGUUGAUUAAGAAGGAAUUCAUGGGAAGAAAUCUCCUUGCUAUGAAUGUCAUGUGGAAGUACGCGGAGCAGAGAUCAUUCCCAUUGACUGAAGAAGAGUAUAUUUUGAGACUUGAUGAUGUUGCAAACUCAUUAAAAUGUUGGGGAGCUGUCUCACAUAUUCGGAACAGCUUAGCGAAGUCGAAAGAACGACCUCGGAUAGGGAAGGCUGUAAGCAUUUUUAUAGAUAUGGAUGAGUCAGGUGCACGUGCAAACGAGUGGAUCUACAAAUAGAUUGCACUAAUGAAUUGAAAUUCAUCUCAAAGGUGGAAUCUAUAGCUAGCAGGACCACCCUUUUUUGUGAACUUGGGGAUUUAUACAGAAUAUACAGAAUCUUUCUAACAUUUUUAUUUGUAUCACUUCAAUCAAGGCAAUUGUAUUUUAUGUUCUUUCUGUCCUAUUACCUCUGUUUACUAUAUUGGUGUAAAUUGGAAUCAAUAUAAGAAAAGCAUCCACAUUAACUUAAAUUUUUAAUAAAAUUCUCUUAAGUUUAGGGCAGA
Molecule: messenger RNA, 1120 nt
Organism: Trifolium pratense (red clover)
Lineage: Eukaryota; Viridiplantae; Streptophyta; Magnoliopsida; Fabales; Fabaceae
Exons: 6
Coding region: 192-854 (220 amino acids)
Source: RefSeq, a predicted model, not a curated record